Molecule: messenger RNA, 1682 nt
Organism: Juglans microcarpa x Juglans regia
Lineage: Eukaryota; Viridiplantae; Streptophyta; Magnoliopsida; Fagales; Juglandaceae
Product: KH domain-containing protein At1g09660/At1g09670-like
Exons: 7
Coding region: 379-1257 (292 amino acids)
Biological process (GO): regulation of mRNA splicing, via spliceosome
Cellular component (GO): nucleus
Molecular function (GO): mRNA binding
Source: RefSeq, a predicted model, not a curated record
CCUUUUCUCUCCGAGUAUGUUUGUGUGAUCAAAGUACAUGUCGGUGUUGGUGUCUUUUGGCGUUAUAUUGCCGGUAUUGCGUAUAUGUUGGUGUACGAUGCGUUUCUUUCUUUUCUUUUAUUUAUUUUUCACUGCUGCUUAUUUCAUAUAUUGGUUAUUUACUGGGUUUUGUAUCGUAAUUGAAGUUUUGCUUAUGUGUUGGUUUAUUCGGUGAUUUUUCUUUCUGGGUUUGCUGCCGAUCAAAUAAACUUUGCUUAUUUGUUGAUUUGUUAAUUGUUCCAGCCUUUUGUGUUGCUGGGUUUUGUGUAUGUACUUGUUGUGUUGGGUUCUAACUGGGUUUUGUUACUUGUUAUUGAACUAUGCAGUACAUCUCGUGUGAUGGGAGAUAGAAUCCCACCUGGUAGUUACUUCCAGUAUCCUCCUGGACUCCCUGCUUCUCCUAUCAGGUCUUCUACCCUUCCUUCAGAUCGAGAAAGAUACUUGGCUGAAUUAUUGGCAGAGAAGCAAAAGUUGGGACCAUUUUUGCAAGUUCUUCCCUUGUGUAGCAGACUUCUAAAUCAAGAAAUCAGACGGAUUUCCAGCUUCAAUCAAAGUUUUGUUGGUCAUGAAAGACUUGAGCAUGAGAACCCACUUAGGUCAAUAGGUCAACCCCUUAAUGGUAGAGCAAUGGAUUUAGAAGGAUGGCCCACAAUGCACGUGGAGGAAAAUGGACAAGUUCAAAGAAUGGCCCCAGUUCAAAAUUCUCCAAUCAGUUGGCCUGGGUUGCAAGGAGUUCCAACCACUCCUAUUGUGAAGAGAGUUAUUAGAUUUGAUGUUCCUGUGGAGAAAUAUCCAAACUAUAAUUUUGUUGGUCGAAUUCUGGGACCACGUGGGAACUCACUGAAAAGAGUUGAAGCCAUGACAGAAUGUAGGGUGUACAUAAGAGGAAGGGGCUCUGUUAAGGAUUCUUUAAAGGAAGAGAAACUGAAGGAUAAACCGGGGUACGAGCACCUUAAUGAGCCACUGCAUGUGUUGGUGGAGGCUGAGUUUCCAGAGGAUAUUAUAAAUGCCCGCUUGGAUUAUGCAGUGACAAUAUUAGAGAAACUUUUGAAGCCUGUGGAUGAGUCCUUGGAUCAUUACAAGAAGCAACAAUUAAGGGAGCUGGCUAUGUUGAAUGGCACUCUAAGAGAAGAAAGCCCUAGCAUGAGCCCUAGCAUGAGCCCAAGCAUGUCACCUUUUAACAGUACUGGAAUGAAAAGAGCAAAGACAGGAAGAUAACCAUAAAAUAUAUUGAUGAUGUGACCUUGUUUAGUUAGUUUGGUGAAUGCAUGCGAUUGGUAUUGGCCUGAUGGCAGAACCUUGGGAUGGGAAGCUGACCGGCUACUUGAACUCCUGAGGUAAUUUUUGGGGUCUGUGAUUGUUCGGCAUCACAAAUGGAUGACUGCUUCAAUGAUUUCUCAAAUUUUGCUUCACGUCUGCCAUGAUUUAUAUUCUUUCAUGUAUCACUAAUUUUGAACACCGGGGACAAUAUUUUUAUUAUUUAACUUGUAGUCGCCCCCCAUCGACAUUUAUCUUUACAUUAUAUGCGCAUUCUGAUGUAUGCAAGCUCAAUAUGAAUUCCGAAAGUGUUCCAUUAGCGUGGUGAAAUCAGGUCUUCAUGGCCUCUUUUUGAAUCGGAUGGUAUUGGAUAAUUUGGAUGCAUG